Molecule: messenger RNA, 2354 nt
Organism: Linepithema humile (Argentine ant)
Lineage: Eukaryota; Metazoa; Arthropoda; Insecta; Hymenoptera; Formicidae
Source: RefSeq, a predicted model, not a curated record
AAAAAAUUAUAUAUAUUUAGAUUUGCUAAAUAUGUUUCUUUAUUUUUACAGACUAUCCGGAAGAUUUAUGACCGAUCGAAAAAUAUCUUUAAAUGAUAAAGACGCAUGAUUAAUAAUAAUAAAUUUUUACUCUGAAAGGUGCAAAAGCUAAAAAUUAAUGUUUCCGCGCAAAUCAGAAACACAUAUUUACAACGUGUCAUGUACCGGCAUGUCGAAAGUUAAAAUUGUUAGCAAGCUGCUACCAAAUUUUUUAAUUUACAUGCUUGUAUACGUACAGAUAAAGAAAAUAUUAUUAUACAUAAUAAUUAAUAUAUUAAAUUGAUUCAUGUAAGACAUUUUCUCUUUGCGCAAUUUAUGGAAGUUAAGAAUCGCCGGCACUAUACUUACCAAUCAUAAAAUAAAGGGUUUAGGGCGAUAUUGGGUCAUGGACAGAAAGACGGAUGAAUGUAACCUCCGCGUAAAGCGUACUUUUACAAAGGAAAAAAUUCAACCACUUACGUGAAGGCUGUCCGUGACCUAGCACCAUCACUUAAAGCAAGUGGUGAUCAACUUUGCGAUAAAGGGCCGCAUUGAGAGAAUAAUUCUGCAACGAACUCAGCCUUUCAACCUCCAGGCAAUAAAACCAUAUUUGGAUAAGAUCACGCCCAUUUUCUAUCAAAUAACAAGAGCACCUAUAUAUACGCAAGUAUUACGUAUUUGUUACACAUAUGACAGUGCUUAUGUCAGAGAAUUUGGAGAAAGUGUGUCCUUGACGAGUUCUACAAUAUCAUGAUGCGCGAUCUUAAUUUCGUGGGGACCACGCCCGGAAUUCGCCAAUAUUCCCCCUUCGAGCGACUAUUCUACCUUUCCUUUACACCUUCGUAUGCUCCUUUCUUAAUGAUUUCCCACAAAGAAAUAUACGUCUCCCUCUCCCAUCGGCCAUGCCCAAUCACCUCGAACAAAGUAGUGCCCAAAAUUCGAUCGAAACCCCCUACAAUCUUACACGGAUAUAAAUAGUGGUCGACAGCUACCAUUUCAGCAGAACUCAGUAGUUGCUCCACUUCAGACAAGCAGAAUGGCAUUCAAGUUCGUUAUACUCGCAGCCUUCGUGGCAAUGGCUAGCGCCGGCGGGCCGGCGGCCUACGACAUUGGCACCCUGUCUGCCGACCUCAGCAGCAUUGGCUACAGUCAGGAAUCCACGCAGAAGGGCUACGCCGGCCAGAACGUGGUGUCCUCGUACAGCCGGGCCGAGGACUCCGCGCAUUCGUCGGUACGCGUGAGCAACAGCCACGUGAGCAACGACGCCUUGCUGGAGCACGCCAUCGGCUAUGCCGCGCCAGCCUUGGCCAAGCCCCUGAUCGCCGCACAGCCUGUCAUCGCCAAAGCUGCUUACGCCGCACCGGCCUUGACGACAUACGCCGCUCACCCUGCUCCGAUACUCGCCAAAACCGCUUAUGCCGCCGCGCCCGCUUACGGAUACGCCGCCGCACCCGCUUACGGAUACGCCGCCGCACCCGCUUACGGAUACGCCGCCGCACCCUCGUACGGAUACGCCGCUGCCGCGGCCGCCCCAGUUCUGGCCGCCAAGGCAGCUUACACCGCUGCACCCGCUGCCUACAGCUACGCCAGUCCGCUCAUCGCCAAGACUUAUGCCACCCCGCUCAUCACUAAGACCGCCGCGUACACUUAUUCCGCGCCGGCAACCCCCGUGAUCGCCAAGACCGCUUACGCAGUUGCACCUGCAGCUACCUACGCCGCCGCUGCUCCGUUCAUCACCAAGACCGCCUAUGCCGCACCUGUUGCCGCUGCUCCAGUUUUGGCUAAAACCGCGAUCGCCGCGGCGCCGGCUCUCGCAUACACCGCUCAUGCCGCACCGGCUCUCGCGUACUCCGCUCACAGCACACCGAUAGUCGCCAAGACAUAUGCCGCCCCUUACUCUUAUGAGACAGCCGCGCCCGUGGUACACGCCGCUUUCAGCGGUUUUGGCACCAGCUACGCCUGGUAAACGAAUUGAUGCAUACUUAAUGCAUGUAAGCGGUUCGCCAUGACAACGAUUUUGGAGAUUGUAGGUCUCUCGCGUCAGCGAGCUCCUCAAUGUUACCGUAUUCCCUUUGGUACAUGCAAAAGCUUUACAUAGGUGUGUAUAUAAUAUAUAUAUAGUAAUAUUUAUAUUUAUACUUCACUGUAUUGUAUGCAUAAAACCCUUCAAAAUAACAGAAUAUACGCAACAUAUUUUGAAAUACAUUUUUAUACCAAGAGUUUUUCCAGAUUAGCAGUAAAUAGAAAUUUUAUUGUAUUAGAUUUGAAUAAAAUGUGCUUGUUAUACUAUGAUGGAAAUAUCUACAUCUUUAUUGUGAUCUAAUUUAUAUAUAUAU